GCUUUGUGUUGAGUGGAGGCGAUGGGAUUGGGAGAUUGUAAAAGUAAUCAAGGGACUAGUAAUUGGUGAUGCUUAUUUUGUUUGUUGUAUGGGGAGUAUCAUCCUCCGGUGUUACCUAAACAUUGUCCCUGGUUGUAUACUUAUCGACCGGGAUUGUGUGGAAGUAGAAAUGGAAGAUUACUCGCAAGAUGUCAUAGUAUCAACUGAGAAAGGCUAUUUAGUGCGGAUAAUAAUCAAAGUUAGUUAUUUAUCCGGUCCACCCCAGCCUGAAUUUCCGGACAAUUGUAAAUUUAAAUGGUUAGCCUGGCGAUUGGGUUCACGGCCUAAAGAUUAUAUAUUGUUGGAUAACCAUAAGGGCAAGGGUCCGCACUGGCAUGAUAAUGAAAAAGAAGAAUUUUUUACUUGGGUUUCAUUAUCAGAAACGAAAAAAUUGUUUUUUUCCAUGGCUUACCAGAAGUUUGUAAGUAAGAUGUUUGACGAAAUGGAACAAGCAGUUAAAAUCAAAACUAGGAGUAUUCAGCCCAAAAAUGUGGUUAUUACUAACAAUGUAGAGGUUAUUUAUCAGGUCUUAAAUAAACCUCGCUUAGAUUUAUACUCUUAUUUAGUAGCCAAACAACCUAAUUCAGUGGCUGAAUUAUCUAAUUUACUAAAAAGGGAACCAGCCGAAGUAGUAGAGGACCUUAAUAUGCUAGUUGAUUUAGGAAUAGUUCGGUUGACAGCAGAAUCUAAACCAAUUGCUCUUUAUGAAAAAGUGGUGAUUGAAUUUCCGGCCCUGAUUG
Molecule: messenger RNA, 779 nt
Organism: Racocetra persica
Lineage: Eukaryota; Fungi; Glomeromycota; Glomeromycetes; Diversisporales; Gigasporaceae
Source: the annotation of a GenBank genome assembly